This is a messenger RNA of Protopterus annectens (West African lungfish), 2320 nucleotides long. Its product is annotated as D(2) dopamine receptor A-like. NCBI's taxonomy places the organism in Eukaryota, Metazoa, Chordata, Ceratodontiformes, Protopteridae. Gene Ontology annotation, molecular function: G protein-coupled receptor activity; dopamine neurotransmitter receptor activity, coupled via Gi/Go. Gene Ontology annotation, biological process: adenylate cyclase-inhibiting dopamine receptor signaling pathway; adenylate cyclase-activating adrenergic receptor signaling pathway. The coding region runs from base 250 to 1602 and encodes 450 amino acids. Gene Ontology annotation, cellular component: glutamatergic synapse; presynaptic membrane. The transcript has 8 exons. The record is from RefSeq and is a predicted model, not a curated record.
AGUGUAUGUACCAGGAGACUCUUAGCAGCGCUACAGGAUACAAUAUGUGAGAGAAAGAGAGAGAGAGAGAGAACACUUCAACAGUGGCACAGUGCACUACUAGUUAAUCUGCAGGCAUACUGGAAUACUGAAUUAAAGAAAAGAAGAAAAUAGACUUUUAUUGUAAAACCAGUGGUACAGCAUAUCAUCAUGGACCGACAUCCUUUUCACAUGCUCAGGUAGCUGGCAGGAGAAGCAGCCAUUUUCAAAAUGGUCACCAGUACAUUUGGAAGCUUGAAUGAAAGCCACAGCCGAAAUAUAUCAUGGUGGGGGAAUGGGACAGACCUGGAGCGCAGGCAUCCAUACAAUUUCUAUGCUAUGCUGCUGACUUUACUUAUUUUUGUUAUUGUCUUUGGGAAUGUGCUGGUGUGCAUGGCAGUCUCACGGGAGAAGGCUCUCCAGACAACUACCAACUACCUCAUUGUUAGCCUUGCUGUAGCAGACCUGCUUGUUGCCACACUGGUGAUGCCCUGGGUUGUUUACUUAGAGGUGGUGGGGGAAUGGAGAUUCAGCAUGAUUCACUGUGACAUAUUUGUUACUCUGGAUGUGAUGAUGUGCACGGCCAGCAUUCUUAAUCUCUGUGCCAUCAGCAUUGAUAGGUACACUGCCGUUGCAAUGCCAAUGCUCUACAACACACGUUACAGCUCAAAGCGAAGGGUGUCAGUUAUGAUUGCAGUAGUCUGGGUGUUGUCCUUUGCUGUUUCCUGUCCACUUCUUUUUGGACUCAACAACACUGCAACAAGAACAAUUGUGAAAUGCAGCAUUGCCAACCCAGCCUUCGUUUUGUAUUCCUCCAUUGUAUCGUUCUACGUUCCCUUCAUCAUUACUCUCCUGGUUUAUGUUCAGAUAUAUGUGGUGCUGCGAAGGCGAAGAAAGCAAGUGGCCAUUCGAACAAACAGCCGGACUAUGGAGGUGGAAGCACAGGGUCAAAUAAAGAAUAAGUGCACGCAUCCAGAAGAUGUGAAACUUUGUACCCUGAUAGUAAAAUCCAACAGUGGAUUCCAACCAUCCAGGAAGAAAGUAACCCUUGUACGGGAAGCUGUCGUACAUCCAGAAACUUCAGACAGGGUACGUUUUAUUGACCAACCUGAGAAAACUCGGCAAAAAACUGUACCGGUUGGACAUGAUCAAGUCACCCCAGCUACCUCUUGUACAAUAGCAAGUGCAAAUAGUUCUCCUUCACCAGUGGAGCAGCCCAUCCUCUCAGACCACAAUGGACAACUGAAGUUUAAGAGAUCAUCAGCUGCCUUUGAAAUCCCUAGGGUGGCAGAGGAGAAAACAGGCUCCUCGCUCAGGUCAGUGGCGAAGGGGAAACUCUCGCAGCAGAAGGAGAAGAAAGCAACCCAGAUGUUAGCCAUUGUCUUGGGGGUUUUCAUCAUCUGCUGGUUGCCGUUCUUCAUCACACACAUCCUGAGGGUCCACUGCCUGAAAUGUGACAUCUCUGCAGAGCUUUACAGUACCGUCACCUGGCUAGGUUAUGUGAACAGUGCUGUCAACCCCAUCAUCUACACCACCUUCAAUGUAGAGUUCCGCAAGGCCUUCCUGAAGAUUCUGCACUGCUGAGGGAGUCAGCCAUGUCCUCGUAGCUACAUUCUGGGGUCUUACCUAACUUCUCUGUACUGUAUCACAGAAGACAGGUAUAGGCAAGUACUCCAAGCAGAAAUCACUGACACUGAAAUGCUUAUGUGCCUCGUAAAUGGGAUACAAAACCUCUGUUUCUUGACACAGUCUAAUGCAGUUAGUUCAGCACAUAUACGGAUUGGAACGCUGCAGUGCUUAAUACUGUCUUUUUGCUUUCUUCUAAUUUCUCUCUCUUAUCCAUAUCACAUUUGAAGAAGGUUUUCAUUUUCAUGAUGACAGCAUAUUUUCUCACAGCCGUUUCAUUUCUUUUAAUAAAAUGAUGAAGAAUCCAUUUGUUUUCAGAAGUUACUGAUACUACCAGACUCAGCAGGCCUUAUUUUGGCACCAAGUGUGGGAGGGAGGGUGUGUGCAUGUCAAAAAAUGUGACAUCUGACUUCUGCAAGAAAAAAACCUGGUCAGUUAUGAUUUAUUCAAAACAGACUGACAUUGUCAGAAUGUUUAAGGUAGCAUUCUGAAACCUUAACCAUUUCAGUACCUGGAAAUACAUACAGAUCCAGCUGUGACUGAUCGAUCGCUGUCCUAUGGGAAGAAACAGUGUGUUGAAAGUGUUGAGAAACUCUAAGCCACAGACCACUUAAUGAAUAUUCAUCAAUCAGGCUUCUUUGACCAUAACUUCAAAUAAAUAUUUUUUAAAAAUUCA